Messenger RNA from Mucor mucedo, 1331 nucleotides. RefSeq lists its product as uncharacterized. The coding region runs from base 304 to 1197 and encodes 297 amino acids. The record is from RefSeq and is a predicted model, not a curated record. The transcript has 3 exons. NCBI's taxonomy places the organism in Eukaryota, Fungi, Mucoromycota, Mucoromycetes, Mucorales, Mucoraceae.
UAUAUAAAAUAUGAUGUAAACGAUGUCCUUUUUUAUUUGUGUCCAUAUGCUUAAAAAGGGAAUGAUAGCAAAGGUCUCUUUUCCGAGGCACUAGAGAUUUUGCGACAGAAGAGUAGUCUAGCAAAAACUAAUAUCGCGCUUCAAUGUAGUGGGUUUUAGAUAGAAUCUUUGAAUGCAUGCUUCAACCCCGUCAUUGAGUUCAUGGUCAAAUAAGGUUUCGUACUACAAAUAAACGGAUUAUACGAAACGCCGUGAACUCAUUUGUGCUUUCGACGCUUUUAACAUCGUUGUGGAAGAAAGAAGAUGGAAGAAGUCUAUGACCAUUCUCGGCAUAGAUAUUGUAUUUUUAUCGAUUUGGGCUAUGACAUCCUCACCUCUGGAGCGGUAGCCAUUAAUAGACCUCAAUUAAUUGUUAAAGGGUCUGAACACGAAUUCCGCACCUCAAUUUUAUAUGACACUACCACCAGAAAUAUUAUUGCCAGAGACUACAAGGCUGAUGAAGCGAAUAAGAAUCCGAAAGGGCUCCAGGAAGGCGUUAUUUAUAUACACAACACCCUAAGCGAGCUCGCUGACAUUUACUUAAAACCCAAUCAACAACCUUUCUAUAAUAUGGCACUGUACGUGCUCUUAUGCAAGGAAGCUAUAGACCUGUUACAAAUAAUACGGUAUUAUUAUGAACUAGGAUUGAAUAGUGUAGAUAUGGAUUUUUGCUAUUCUUUGAAUUUUCCAACCAGUUGGGAUUAUGAAAUAAGAGAAGAAUUGUUCCUGCCUCUAUUCGUAAAAGCUGGUCUUCUCCAUAAAAAUGAUGGUCCGGGCAGGCUGGUGUUUUUUUCAAUGUUAGAGUUAAAUUUUCAGAACAUACAGGCAGGUAGAUACAACUAUGCUGAUAGAAACUUAAAGUAUGGUGAUCAGCGCGUUAUGUGUACAAUUGAUUAUCAAGGUACAUACUCCGUGGAUUUGAAAUUGGUAUCAGCUCAAUAUCCUGCCUUCAGAUUAGCACAAAGAAAAUUGGUGCCACAAUUGUUGAAACAAACUCACUUUGUAAUCCCGUUUGGACCAAAGGAACUACGAUUAUCAUUAAUAGCAUGUGUGGAAAAGCAUUGUGAUACUACGUUAUCAUCAGAAUCUAUCGACAACAUGCUUGAUAAACUCAGUCGAAAGUACGAUGGAAUUAAUUAUUUUGUAAGAGUUAAUUAAAAAGAAAUUGGGAAAAUAAUUAAAAACGUUUUUUUUUUUUGCCAGGAAGAUAUAGGUGAUGUUUUACAUGAUCAGCCAUUGCCAGACUUGAAAUCUCGCUGGGCGAAUAGAUUAAUUACUUUAGAGGACAUACU